Molecule: messenger RNA, 1847 nt
Organism: Rubroshorea leprosula
Lineage: Eukaryota; Viridiplantae; Streptophyta; Magnoliopsida; Malvales; Dipterocarpaceae
Source: the annotation of a GenBank genome assembly
AUGCGAGAAAAGAACAAAAAGAGGAAAAAAAAAAUUGUCUUAUGAAUUUAAUAACAAAAAUUCACCAACAACACAAUAGAACCUCUGCGGAAUCCCAUCCAGAUUUAUAUAUUCAUUCAUUAACAGCUUGAUUCCCUCUCUCUUUUCAUUCGCAGUUUGACGAGCCCUAGAUCUUGAAUCCAGAUUUCAGUUCUUUUCAGCUCCCGUUCUCAGAUAUCUGUGGCUGUCGGUUGGAUACCAAUUCAUUGUCUGAGGUGUGAUGGUGGAAGGAAAGUCUAGUGAAUAAGAGAAUUACGUGGAGAUAAAGCGGUGAUGCAUUUAUACUAGAUGAAGGCAGGUCAGGUGUGGCAUCUGGGCAACAUUGGUGUCAUGCAGAUCUUGCCUGGGACUCGCCACCGCCCUCCUUUGAAGAGGCCUAUAUGGAUUAUUUUCUUGGUUUCAUUAGUCAGCCUUUUUCUAGUUUGUGCCUACAUCUAUCCACCACAGGGCAGUGCUGCCUGCUAUGUAUUUUCUUCUAGGGGUUGCAUGGUUCUUUCUGAUUGGCUGCCUCCUGUUCUGGCUAGAGAAUAUACUGAUGAAGAGAUUGCAUCUCGUGUUGUGGCUAGAGAAAUUUUGAAAAUGCCUCCUAUCAAGUCCGAAAAUUCUAAAAUAGCAUUUAUGUUCUUGUCUCCUCAUUCGCUGCCUUUCGAGAAGCUUUGGGAUAAGUUCUUCCGUGGUUAUGAAGGAAAAUUCUCUGUUUAUGUCCAUGCUUCAAAGGAAAAGCCAGUGCAUGUUAGCCGUUACUUCUUUAAUAGGGACAUACACAGUGAUGAGGUUGUAUGGGGAAAAAUUUCAAUGGUUGAUGCAGAGAGACGUUUAUUGGCCAAUGCUCUUAAAGAUCCUGAUAAUAAGCAUUUUGUGUUACUUUCUGAUAGUUGUGUACCAUUGCAUAGUUUUGAGUAUGUCUACAACUAUCUGAUGCAUUCCAAUAUCAGCUUUGUUGACUGCUUUCGGGAUCCUGGACCACAUGGAAAUGGCAGGUAUUCAGACCACAUGUUACCUGAAGUUGAAAAGAAAGAUUUCAGAAAGGGUGCACAGUGGUUCUCAUUGACACGUCAGCAUGCUGUGAUAGUUUUGGCAGACAAUUUGUACUACUCGAAGUUCCGAGAUUACUGCAAGCCAGGUUUGGAGGGCAAAAAUUGCAUUGCUGAUGAGCAUUACUUGCCAACGUUCUUUCAUAUACUUGAUCCUGGUGGUAUUGCAAAUUGGUCUGUAACACAUGUUGAUUGGUCUGAGAGAAAGUGGCAUCCAAAGUUGUAUAAGGCUCAGGAUAUCACUCUUGAGCUCCUGAAGAAUAUUACGUCAAUCGAUGAAAGCAUACAUGUCACAAGUGAUGAGAAGAAGGAAGAGCAGGUACAACCUUGUCUAUGGAAUGGUAUCAAGCGACCAUGUUACUUAUUUGCGCGGAAGUUUCAUCCAGAGGCUCUAGAUAAACUGUUGAAGCUUUUCCCAGAUUACACAACACAGUUUGACAGGGAUUUUUGACUCUAAAUUCUUUGGAUUGAUUGGUUUUCAUCUUGACCCCCUCACCACUCACUCCAUCUUGGCUGCUCGUAUGGCAUAGAAAGUUUGUAAUUGCUGCAUCAUUGAGGCUUGAAUCUAUCCCCAGCGAUUAUUGUUUUGUAGGGUGGCAACAGGGAGGAGCAGUUUAGGUGACUAGAGUGAGGCUGGAGGCUAGCAAUUGUUAUUUUGUUUCUCCUUUCCAGGAGGGUUAUAUAAUUCUUGUCCAUUUUUUCCCUCGAUCAUGGGCUGUCAAUUUGUUAAAGGGAUAGAGAUUUUUGGGGAUUCAUUUUCCUCCCUCCCUCUCU